AUGAGUUGCAAUGGAUGCCGGGUUCUUCGAAAGGGAUGUAGUGAGAACUGUAUUUUGAGACCUUGUUUGCAGUGGAUUGAAAGCUCUGAAGCCCAAGCCCACGCCACUGUCUUUGUGGCCAAGUUCUUCGGCCGUGCUGGCCUCAUGUGCUUCAUCUCCGCCGUGCCGGAAAACCAAAGACCCUCUGUGUUCCGGUCCUUGUUAUUUGAAGCAGCCGGAAGAACGGUGAACCCUGUGAAUGGGGCGGUGGGGCUUUUAUGGACAGGGAAUUGGCACGUUUGCCAGGAGGCGGUGGAGACCGUCCUCUGUGGUGGUGCGUUGAGGCCAAUCCCGGAGUUUACCAGCAGUGAUUCAGUGGCUGAUGAUGCCGAUCCAUGCCUGUAUUCAAGAUCCAAGCAUCUAAAACGCCAUCAUUUUCCAGAUGAACCUGCCAAGACAACUCAAUUAGCUGAUCUUGAUAUUAGUUUAACACCUUGUAUACAGAGUAAGAAAGAUAGCCCUCUGCCGGAGAAGCGGCGGCUCGGAAGUCCGAUGAAUUCUGAAGAAUCAGUGACCACUUUUUGUGGAGAUCAGCUGGCAAGUGAACCAAAGCUUCUUAACUUGUUCAAGUAG
This is a messenger RNA of Fraxinus pennsylvanica, 612 nucleotides long. The record is from the annotation of a GenBank genome assembly. Lineage: Eukaryota; Viridiplantae; Streptophyta; Magnoliopsida; Lamiales; Oleaceae.